Molecule: messenger RNA, 3476 nt
Organism: Phyllostomus discolor (pale spear-nosed bat)
Lineage: Eukaryota; Metazoa; Chordata; Mammalia; Chiroptera; Phyllostomidae
Gene: SLC35G1
Product: solute carrier family 35 member G1
Exons: 3
Coding region: 72-1175 (367 amino acids)
Biological process (GO): calcium ion export across plasma membrane; regulation of cytosolic calcium ion concentration
Cellular component (GO): plasma membrane; endoplasmic reticulum membrane
Source: RefSeq, a predicted model, not a curated record
GAGCUUGGCAGCAGAGCCGCGGCUGCCGGCGCCAGACGCCGUGCGGCCGCGGGGAGGUCGCAGGCUGCACAAUGCGGCCAGUGGACAGCGCUCGGGCUACGGAGCUGCAGGAGCCCGGUCUGCAGCUGACAGAAGACACGCCCCCAGGUGCGAGCGAGGAGCCGACAGCCACGGAGGAAGUGGGAACACCGGACCCCCACUCCGGGUGGUGCUGGCUGUGCCGAUCCUCGCCGUGCUGCUCGCAUGCGCAGCCUGAAGCCAAGAAGAAAGCACCCUGUCCUGGACUUGGCUUGUUUUACACAUUAUUGUCUGCCUUCCUUUUCUCAGUGGGCUCUUUAUUUGUUAAAAAAGUGCAAGACAUCCAUGCUGUAGAAAUUAGUGCAUUCCGAUGUGUGUUCCAAAUGUUAGUCGUUAUCCCUUGCUUAAUAUACAGAAAAACUGGGUUCAUAGGCCCAAAAGAUCAACGGAUCUUCCUUGUUCUUAGAGGAGUCGUUGGUUCUAUCGCCAUGAUCCUUCUAUACUACGCCUACCAGACAACGUCCCUCGCGGAUGCCACGGUUAUCUCUUUUAGCUGUCCAGUGUUUACGUCUAUAUUUGCUUGCAUACUUCUCAAGGAAAAAUACAGCCUUUGGGAUGUUCUCUUCACCUCGUUCACCAUCAUUGGAGUGAUCCUCAUUGUGAGGCCGCCGUUUUUGUUUGGUCCCAACCCUGAGGUGAUGGAUAAGAGCUAUUCAGACCACCUGAAGGGCACAUUUGCAGCAGCUGGACAUGCCAUGUUUGCUGCCUUGAGUAUAGUUAUCCUCAGAAAAAUGGGGAAAUCUGUGGACUACUUUUUGAGCAUUUGGUAUUAUAUUAUUUUUGGCCUUGUGGAGACCAUCGUUGUCCUCUUUAUAUUAGGAGAGUGGAGUCUGCCAUACUGUGGGCUAGACAGGCUCUUUCUUAUACUAAUUGGGCUGUUUGGUUUGGGCGGUCAGGUGUUUCUCACCAAAGCUGUUCAAAUAGAAAAAGCAGGACUAGUAGCACUAAUGCGGACUAUGGAUGUGGUUUUUGCUUUUAUCUUUCAGAUUAUUUUCCUUAACGAUGUACCAACAUGGUGGACGGUGGGUGGUGCACUCUGUGUAGUAGCCAGUAGUGCUGGGGUGGCCCUUCGUAAAUGGUGCCAGAGUUCCAAAUGAAGCAUACUUGUUGAAAUGUGUAUUUUUUUACAAGUACACUGUCACCCAGUUCAAACAUAGCACACACCUGGAAAAUCCGCAUUUACUUCAUUGAUUAUGUUUAAUAAAUUUUAUAGCUAAAGUACCGUUUUUAAAUAUGGUUAUAUCUUCACUUAAUGAAGCAUAGCCCAUCGGUCUGGUCUAGUGAUUUUUGGUUUUGUUUUUUGUUGGGAUGGUAUUGGUAAGAGGACAAUUCAUUAGUUCAUUAAAGAAACACUGCAAACAUUUUUAUGGCUCUAAUAAAAAAAUUACACAUAUAGGUAUGUGUAAUUUUUUUAAAGUGUAUUUUUGAUAAUGAUGGAAUAUAGGUGGGGAGGAAAUUUUAGAUGACCUUUUAGCAGUGUAGAGGCUAAGAAGCUCACUGGUAAUAAUGCUGCUAUGAUUAGUAUUAGAUUGAAAAUUCAUUUGAAAUAUAAUUCCAUUUAGGAGGCCAAAGCUGAAACUUGGAAUAGGUGCCUACUUAAUGGUGUUAAUAAUACAGAUUAAUUGGCCUUAUUUUCAAGGCUGUUUUUAAUAAAUGAAUACCAUUCUUUUAACUCAUUUUGUGCCUUUUCAUUUCAGAAUUUUUACAUGUAAACUUUUGAAGCCUUUAAAUCACCAAAUUUGACUAAUAGUUUCUCUUUCAGUGGCAUUAGCAACUGUAACUAUCAUUCUACAAUUUUAAUUUUGUUUUGUUUUUUUUUAAACAGCAGUAAGUUGUUGUUGUUUUUUUUUAAAUUGUAAGAGAAAUCUUGGCGUGGCUAGUGUGUACAUUUCUAUCCUAAAGUGUUUCCCCCUCACUAAAGAUGUGAUGUUUUUUCCUAUAAAUUCCCUUUGAAUUUUUAGAGUGAUGCCAAAUAAAAUUUUUCUCAGGAUUUUAUUAGAUUGAACCAUUUGAAAUUGCUGAGAUUUUACCUAUUUAACUUACAAAAACUAUAGUUUCUUAUGGUUCACCCUAAUAGAUACCUCCCUUUCCCUCUAAGCCAAAUACUUAGAGGACUUUGGAAUAUAUAUUUUUAAAAAUAACUUUUUAAAGUAUGCUAAUACUAUUAAACUUAUUUUUAUAGUUUUUUUCUGUUAUGGAAUUAUAUAUAAUAAUGCUUAAUGUUGUAUGUUAAAUGUAAAGACCCGUGUAUUCCAUGUUGGUUGACUUUUGUGGUUUCUUGAAUAGAGAAAAAAAUCAUUGUUAAAUUCUAGUGUAUCAGUAUGGUAUUAAAUGUCAGUUCUGCACCAUGAUAUUAACAUUGUGAAUUCAAACAACAAAUUUUUUAUAUCUGGAAAUUCAGGCCAAUAUUCUGAGUUAAAAAGAGAAUUGAAUAUUUAGGAAUGCUUGGGAAUUUAAUCAGGAAUGGAGAAUACAUGCAAAUGAUUUUUUUGUCACAAUGAACCUUUUGUUGGUAAAGCUAUGAUGGUCUACAACUCUUUGUCAGACCUAGCAUCUAUAAUUAUCUUUAGCCUUCAAAUUUGAAAGAUUAUUAGUUUCUUUCUCACCCUUUCAUCAUAAUUCUUCCAAAGUAAGAAGGAACCUGCCUUCUGAAGUUUAUGUCUCAGUAAGAAAGGAUCUUCUUUAAUAGUUCCAAGAGGGAAUUUUUGGCUUAUUGAUGGUCCCAAAUGCUUCUCACCUGAGAAAUCCUAAAUGAAGUCUAUUUAGGAGAGUCACACUAUCAUAACUUUAGACUAAUUCACAAUAUUGGAGUUUAGAGUUGCGAAAGCAUCAUUUUCAAGCAUCAUAAAUAAUUACAGAAUCAGAGCAUUUAGAGCUGAAGCAUUAGUCCUUGUAGGAGACACACUACAUAGAUAGGGAUGCUAUGGAGGGGUCCUGCCCAAGAUGGGUUUUCAUGACCUUCUCCUCCCCCUUGGUUCCAUGAUAAAGUAUGGAAAGUAAACUACUGCUUGACCUACCUAAGGUGAAUUAACUCUCUGGGCACCCUCUCCCAGUUUUUUACCUUGCACAAUAAAAGAACCUUUGGGGCCUUGAAAGUUAAAAUCCCUUUGAGCCUGUAAAACUAGAGAUGUUUUAUUUCCAUAGUGUGGUUUAAAUACUUGAAUGUCAUGAUAUAUGACCAAGGUUGGAGAAGAUGUUUCUUCUUCCAACUUUUAUGCUGGAAGUGUGAUUCUUAAACACUUUUAUAAUGUCUAAGGUAUACACAAGGAUAUGUAUUGUAACAACUAUGGGUGUGUAUUUUUUGCUAAGAUUGUAGUUUCUCUAUCUUGAAAAGGGAAAUAUUUUCAUAAAUUGUUUUUAUUUUAUAAAUACUAAUAAAAUAAUAUGAAAGAAAGCUA